GUCAGUAGAAUUCGGGAGCACUGAAGCCAAUGGAUAUUGUUGUUAUCAGCUACUGAAGUUUUCUCCUUAGUAUUAUUACCUGAAGAUGCCUUAUAUAAAUGUUUGGCGCUACAAUCUGUCAAUGAUAUGAUUUCAGGAUAUGUACGGGAGUUCUCGGAUAUGUCAUCACAGUCCGUUGUAGGAUUCAUGGCUUCGUUGCACAUUUAUGAAUUAAUUAAUUGUCGUUGGGCUGAUGAAGUUACUCAACAGUUGGAUAAUUUGCAAUCUCAAGCUACUUCAUCUAGAUCUGGUAGUGGUCAAAAUGACUUGCUGGGAGGAGCAUCAGUUAAUAAUACAUUAUCAACAUCCAGUACUGAGGUGUAA
This is a messenger RNA of Schistosoma bovis, 363 nucleotides long. NCBI's taxonomy places the organism in Eukaryota, Metazoa, Platyhelminthes, Trematoda, Strigeidida, Schistosomatidae. The record is from the annotation of a GenBank genome assembly.